GACCUAUGAUAAGUUCCUUGAUAGACUGGCGAGAUAUGGAUCAGGUAUCCAGUCUCAAUGUUUGAAUGCUGCAGCAACUAUAAGAAGCCCUGUUUAUGAGUUUCCUGUCAAGAAAAUCCAUUCAACAUCAUUCAGCCCAAUGGACCUCAUGUCUUCAGUUUCCUAGAAACCGUUGAGGUGGGAAAAAAUCGCAGGAUACCACUGGAGUUGGAGAUUAAUUACAAAAAAUGGUGUUUCCGGAGUUUCCGGUUCAACUUUUUCCAAAACCCAUCUGGGAGGAUCAAACGGCAGAUUGGGCCAAUGGCAAGAUGAGAAGCUUCCUGCCCCAGGACAUUCGACGAGCUGCCUCGAAGCUGGGACAAAUUGGUGACGCAACGGCACGGCAACGGCACGCGGUCGAUGCGCUUUGUAGCUUUGGGUCAACUUCCCUGGCGUCACCGACUGUCGUGGCUUGCGUGCCGCAUUUGUGGAGGAUGACCGUGUGGAACCGUAUUGCAAGUUGGUGGGGGAUCCAGAAGCCUUGGCGAUUCCUUGUGAAUGGAAGGACGGCCAACCCUGAGAGACCUUUGUCCGAUUUUGUUCAAGUUGAUGACUCUGGUUUUGGAGAGAUUGUGGUACACCUGAUGAUGGGUCUGCGAGGCGGUGGCCCUGUCAAGCUUGUGACAAACGACCAAGUUGCCAUGUCAGAGAACUUCAGAGAUCUUGCCCAUAUGGAAGAGUCCAAUAUCGAAGGUGCUUUAUCUUUCGCACUGAAGGUCCUUGUUGACCCACAACAUGGUGCCAAGAGAUGUGACAUUCCCAACUUCCUGGAAUUGGAGGGAUCGACUCAUGGUUUGGUCAAUCCUGACCUGGCGCUGAAGCAUUACUCAAGGUGUGGCCCAGAGGACAGGACGAUUGCGGUCUUGACUUUCACAGGUGCCCUGCGUGGUGGUGGAUUUGAGAAAGACCCUGCCAGUGUUCAUGAACUCAAUGUUCAGCAAAAGAAUGGACUUGCGAAAUUCUUGCUGUCCCAGGGCGCCGACCUCAAGGAAAGCUUGCAUUUCAUAGAUUCUAUUGUGAGAAAUGCCGGUGCCAGUGCUGUAUCCAGUGUACUAGGACAAAAGCAGAUCCAGAGGAAGUGGGAGGGGCUUUCGCAGCUCGCCCUAGCGCUCCAUGUUCCCAUGCCUCAAAUUGCUGAGCGUUUGCAGAAAGCCAAAAAGAAGGCCCAACAGAAGUUCCAAAGUGUGUCCAGGAGUUUGCCUGCCAACUUACCCAUUGAAAGCAUUGUGAUCCAAAAUGACUUUUUCCGCAAUCAAGAUGACACGUCUUGCCAACAAAUCCAGAAGAUUUCCCCGAAUGUCUCUGGAGUCAUUGUCAUGAGAUUUGCUGAAGCUCGACAGUGGAUUGAGUCUUAUGCGACCUUGUCCCAGGAUGAACUUGCAAUACUCAUCAUCGGUGUAUGUGGCCAGGACGGAUCUGACCUUUGCAGAAAGAUUCAGGUACCAGUGUGUGUGCAUGGUGAACCCUUCAUUCUCAAAGCUUGCCUGCACCAAUUGGGAGGGAAAAAUGUCAAACUUGGAUCUGAGGACGAUGAACAUGUGAUUCCUACUAAUGACACUCAUGUUGUGUGCUUUACUGCCGUCAAAGAUGAUAUGCCAAAAGAAGAUUGGGACAAUGUUGUGGCUGCACCUGUGAAGCAUAUGAUGAGAAGACUUGGUGAUGACCUCUCGGAUGUGACUUUCAUUGCGCCACCAUGGGGCAGAUCUUUCCAAAAACAGGCCAAACAAGUUGCACCUGAUGCUGCGACCACCAUCCAGUUCCAUGCACGUAUUCGGAAAUCAGAUCUCCGAGUCGUUUUGAGAGCUUCUGGAAAUGGUGGGGUUUUCACUUGUCCCAAAACGGAAAACAAGAAAAUCUCUGGAGAUUAUAUGGUGGUUUGGACCAAGCUGACCGAAGUUGAACUUGCAGUCAAGAUGUCCCAGUGUGAGAAUCAUUUUGGGCUGGUUAGAAGCUUCAAAGGUGAUGCUGCCACAAAAGGUAUCCGUUUUUCCAGACGUGAUUUUCCAGCGGCAUUUGCGAAGUUGCGCCCGAAUGACUCCAUGCCAAGCAUGAUUUCUUCAAACUUCUUUUUUCGUGUUGAGCCGACUCCUGUUGGAACAACAAAUGAUCAGGUUUUGGAAUGGAUCAACAUGCAUGAGUGGAAGGCAAAACCUGUUCGGCCAAUCAGUGCCACGACCUGGUUGUGCGUUGCCGAGAAGAAAUUUGAAGAGGUCUUCCCGUUGUGGAAUGGGGAACCUGUUCUCAUUCGUUGGGUUCAAGACAAGAGAGAACAUCAACCGGUAGUUCUUGCUGGAAAUGUACAAAAAAAUUUGCCGAAUGGCCUGAUUGACACUCCCAAGACCACAAAUCAGGAGGGUGAUGUCUUGCAGAGUGACCCAUGGAGCAAUUGGAUCAAAUUGAAUGGGACGACAGGAAUCGCACAACCUGGAGCUGCCGGUAGGAAUGCCAUCCAACCGACUGCAGCACAGCCUCCGAGACGUCUUGAAGCGCCAAUUGAAGACAAGUUCCAACGCCAAGAAGAGCAAAUUCAGUUGGUCCGUGAAAGUGCUGAGAAAGAGAUUCUUGCUUUGAGAGAAGACAUGUCCAAAUUGGAAAAAAAUGGUUGA
Molecule: messenger RNA, 2645 nt
Organism: Cladocopium goreaui
Lineage: Eukaryota; Dinophyceae; Suessiales; Symbiodiniaceae
Source: the annotation of a GenBank genome assembly